UUCAAAGGUCGACGGCACAAAGGCAGUAGAGUAUCGCUUGAAGGCGAGCCGGAAAGCAAGUGGAUGGUCGUGAACAUGGGAGACAUCCAGAUCCAUUUGAUGGAGGAGAACCUUCGGAGAAGAUACGAAUUAGAGAAGUUGUGGACUUUGGGCCGAGACGACGAACAGUUGAGGAUUAUGGGAGACAACACAGCCAUCAUGAAAGACCCAGGACACUAG
Messenger RNA from Sphaeroforma arctica JP610, 219 nucleotides. RefSeq lists its product as hypothetical. Gene Ontology annotation, cellular component: mitochondrion. Gene Ontology annotation, molecular function: ribosomal large subunit binding. NCBI's taxonomy places the organism in Eukaryota, Ichthyosporea, Ichthyophonida. The transcript has 2 exons. The record is from RefSeq and is a predicted model, not a curated record. The annotation marks the transcript as partial. Gene Ontology annotation, biological process: negative regulation of translation; negative regulation of ribosome biogenesis.